Messenger RNA from Paramecium pentaurelia, 495 nucleotides. Lineage: Eukaryota; Ciliophora; Oligohymenophorea; Peniculida; Parameciidae. The record is from the annotation of a GenBank genome assembly.
AUGAAAAACUGUCAAUAAAAUCAACGAUAAAAUUUUUACAAUUUUGUAUUUGGAUAUAAUAAGGAUUAGAGAUCUACUUCAAUGAAAGUAGAGAGAUUAAGGUAGAUUACUGAAACAAGUGAAAUUAAAUAGGAUUAUUAUAAAGGAUUGCAACUAGGAAAAACAAGUGAAAAUGCAUUAAAAGUUAUUCAUAUGAAAUUAGAGAGACAGAGACUUAGAAGAUAAUCAUUUGAAACAAAAACAGAAAUGGAGGAAGAACAUUUACCUUAAGUUUAAUAUCCUGUAAAACCUCCAAUUCCACAUAGAACAAUAGUUAGUAAUAAAGAAAAUAUUAUUGAAAUGCCGUAUAAUUUAGCCAAAUAGCAAUAGUUUUAAAAAUUAUACUAAAUUAAACGUAGAAGAUAAUCUUAGAGAAUGAAGAUAAAGAAAAGUGAACCUACAAUAGAUUUUAGUCCAUGGGAAAAUGAAGAUAAUCAUGAAUUUGAUUUUUAUUGA